Ipomoea nil (Japanese morning glory) is the source of this 4245-nucleotide messenger RNA. Its product is annotated as putative pentatricopeptide repeat-containing protein At1g19290. Gene Ontology annotation, molecular function: protein binding. The record is from RefSeq and is a predicted model, not a curated record. The transcript is spliced from 6 exons. NCBI's taxonomy places the organism in Eukaryota, Viridiplantae, Streptophyta, Magnoliopsida, Solanales, Convolvulaceae. The coding region runs from base 134 to 2869 and encodes 911 amino acids.
AAACUUGAACUUGAACUUCACUUGGUCUCUUUAAAUUGGCGUAUGGCAACCGGCCGGCGUUCUCUUUUGAUGGACCGAAUGUGGAUGGAGACGAGCUGAUGAGAACUGAAUCCGUCGGCGGCGAGGAAGAAUAAUGGUAAGAAGCAUCUUCCCUCUCUCCAAUCGCAGACUCAUUCGUCGUCUCCUCCCUCCGCUCAAACAACAGACGGCCGCCAUUCACACUACAACAGUUACUCGUCGACGGCUCCGAUUUGAGUCCCAACUGACCCGUUCCGAACUCCUCGAUCGGAUAUGUCGACUCUUAAUUCUCCGGCGCUAUGACAGCAUCAAUAUUGAUUUCUCCGACGCCCUCGUUGACGCCGUUCUUCGAAAGCUCAAGCUAAACCCCGAAGCCUCUCUUCAUUUCUUCAAACUAGCUUCAAAGCAGCAAUUUUACAGGCCGCACAUGAAAUCUUACUGCAUAAUCGUUCACAUAUUGUCGAAAGCUCGAAUGUUCGACGAAGCGCGGUCUUAUUUGGAUGAGCUCGUGGAACUCUCUAGACAAAAGGAAUUAACGUCGCUUGUAUGGAAUGGAUUGGUUGCAGUUUAUACAGAAUUCAAAUUUUCUCCCACGGUUUUUGAUAUGGUUCUGAAAAUUUACGCUAAGAAGGGGUUGAUUAAGAAUGCAUUGUACGUGUUUGAUAAUAUGCCCAAGUGCGGCUGCAGGCCGAGCUUACUGUCUUGUAAUAGUUUGUUGAGUUGUUUGGUGAAAAAUCGUGAAUAUCAUACUGCAUUUUGUGUUUAUGAUCAGAUUACUAGAAUUGGAAUUUCUCCUGACAUAUACACUUGCACAAUAAUGGUAAAUGCCCAUUGUAAGGAUGGUAGAGUUGAUAAAGCUGAGGACUUUAUUGAGAAAAUGGAAGCAAAGGGUUUGGAAGCAAAUAGAGCCACUUACCAUAGUUUGAUCAAUGGGUAUGCGGAGAAUGGUGAUAUGACUGGAGCUGAAAGAGUGUUAAGAUUAAUGAUUGAAAGAGGUAUAUCCAAGAAUGUGGUGACGUACACAUUGCUAAUCAAGGGAUAUUGCAAGCAGGGGAAUAUGGAGGAAGCAGAGAAAGUAUUUCGAGGGAUGGAGGUGGCAGAGAAUGAUACAGUAGUUGUGGAUGAGCAGGCCUUUGGUGUGUUGAUAGAUGGGUUUUGUCAAAUUGGGAAACUGGAUGAAGCAAUUAGGAUUCGAGAUGAGAUGUUGAAAUUAGGCUUGAAAAUGAACCUAUUUAUUUGCAAUUCAUUUAUAAAUGGUUAUUGCAAGCUUGGUCAAGUCCGCAAAGCAGAAUGGAUUAUAAGGACUAUGAUGGGCUGGAAUGUAAGACCAGAUUCUUACAGCUAUAAUACCCUAUUAGAUGGUUAUUGCAGGGGAGGUUGGACAAGUGAAGCAUUCAACCUUUGUGAUGAAAUGAUUCAAGUUGGUAUAGAUCCAACAGUUGUAACUUACAAUACUCUCAUGAAAGGUUUAUGUCAAGCUGGUGCCAUUGGUAAUGCUUUGGACCUCUGGCAUUCGAUGCUUAAGAGAGGUUUUGCUUCUGAUGAAGUUGGAUAUGGUACUCUUUUUGCUGCACUUUUUAAGGCAAAUGAUUUUGAGAAGGCUACAAUGUUGUGGAAACAUAUUAUGGCUAGAGGGUAUACCAAAAGCCUAAUUCUUUUCAAUACAAUGAUCAAGGGACUAUGUAAGAUGGGGAAAAUGAUUGAAGCUGAGCAGCUUCUUGACAAAAUGAAGGAGCUUGGCUGUUCACCUGAUGGAGUAACUUAUAGAACCUUAAUUAACGGUUACUGUAAAGAUGGUCAAAUUGAAAUGGCUUUGAGAAUAAAGGGAGUCAUGGAACAGCAAGGAAUCCUUGCUUCCAUUGAAAUGUACAAUUCAUUUGUUAGUGGAUUUUUUAUGGCUAGGAAGUUGAACAAAGUCGAAGAUCUUCUCAAUGAAAUGCAUGCAAAGGGAAUAACGCCCAAUGUUGUUACAUAUGGUGCCCUUAUUACUGGAUGGGUUAAGGAAGGAGAGCUUGAGAGAGCUUUUAAUGCAUAUUUUGUGAUGAUAAAUCAGGGGUUGAAUCCAAAUGGGAUCAUAUUCAGCACCAUUAUUGGUGGAUUAUAUAGGCAUCGCAGGACUGCUGAUGCAAAUAUGUUGUUGCAAAAAGUAAUGGACUUUGAUACUAGUCUGAACCUUAACUGUCCUCAUGGUUUUCCGAACCCCCAUGUAAGAUCAUUAGAUGUUCAAAAAAUUGCAAAUUCCCUUGAUGAGGGGGUAAAAAAUUCUAUUGUGCCGAACAAAAUACUAUAUAAUCUAGCAGUACUGGGGCUAUGCAAAAUUGGAAGGAUGAAUGAUGCCAGAGAAAUGAUUAGUGCUUUGUUUGAGAAAGGAUUUAUCCCAGAUGAGUUUACAUACUGUGCCUUGAUACAGGGUAUUUCAUUAGCUGGUAAUGUUGAUGAGGGUUUUAAAUUACGGGAUGAGAUGCUAAAAAGGGAUCUUGUUCCUAACAUUGCUAUCUAUAAUGCUCUCAUCAAUGGCCUUUGUAAAACAGGAAAUGUUGAUAGAGCACUGAGACUUUUUCAUAAGCUUCACUCAAAAGGCCUAACCCCCAAUGUUAUAACCUAUAAUACUUUGAUUGAUGGGUACUGUAAGACUGGUAAUACUAGUGAAGCUCUUGAAUUGAAAGAGAGAAUGAUAAAAGCUGGGAUUACUCCUUCAAUGAUUACUUAUUCUACUUUGACAAAUGCUCUGCGUAGACAAGGAAAUGUGGAAGAAGUAUCAAAACUUUUGGAUGAAAUGAUGAAGGCUAGCGGGGAACUGAAUCUUGUGACGAAGAGAACAAUAAAUGAAGUGGCAGGCAUUGGGGUUUAGUCUCCACUUGCAGGGAAAUGUUACAAACAGAUGAAGAAGCCUAAUUAAUCUGGCUCCUUCUCCUUGAUACAAAAUGCAUUGUUGAAUUUUAAGAACUUAGGGAAUCAACCAAAUUCUAAAUCUGGAGUUGGAUGUAUGCAGCUCUGUUUUAUUGGGUUGAAGUAACUAAGUUAUAGAGAUCAUACAUUCGCUGUGUUAUGUGCUUUUCAGAUAGUGAAUCACAAUUAAAUGAAGAUGAACAAAUUGCCAGAGCUCUUUGGGAGUGCUUGAGCAUUGAAUAUCCACCUUUGCAGGCAAACCAAAAUGGCAGUUGGCAGGGAUGUGGAUAUAGCAAUGGGAACUUCUAUCAACUUGUAACUUCCCCCUACACAACAAGUUGUAGGCUGUUGAUAGGAUUGAUCCUUGUGUAUGGGAAUAUUCAUGCUUGGCUUCAACUCAAAGGUGCUGGUGCUUAUGUGGCAAGAAUCUCGGAUUAUGUCCUUGUUGUGCAGCAACAGUGCUCAAUUCAUACUCUCAAAUCACAAGAUCAGUUCUUAUGAAUGGAAUCUCAGGAGGUACUUCUAACACCAGAUUGAAUCUUGGAUCACUGGUUUAUGGAAAUAGUCAUAGUAUUUCCAUUCCAGACUUCGUUGCAAGCUCGAGCUAUUUGGGAUGUGGAAUCUCUGGAGAGCAUUCUUAUUGCCUGAUUUGUGGUCACUAAAGAGAAGCUAGUUUUGACAUUCUUUACGACUGUGAGUUUGCACAAGCCUGCUGGAUGCAAAUUAUUGAUACCCAUAAGUAAGAACAAGAAUACUCAAUAUUGGGUGUGAGAAAAUUGCUGCUGAAUUCAAUACAGUUGGGCAUCCGCUGGACAAUAUUUGUCCGGGCUUAGCUCAAUGAUUCAGUAGGCAGUAUUUUGGAGAAGAGAUCAAUGUUCGAACUUCGGUGGCGACAGUGUGGAGAAUAUGCACAAAAUGGGCAGAUCUUUUGUGCGCACCGGCAUUUGGCCAUGUAUGUUGAGUCAUUGAGUCAGCAUGAUUUACAUCCUCUCAUAUAUUCUGUCGGGCCGGGAUGUGGGAGGCCCUUGGAGUUGAGGAUUCAACCUUUUGGAAGAAGUAUUUUGCUUAUAUGAUCUGGAAUAUAUGGAAAUUGAGGAGCUCCCUAGCUUUGAAGGGUAUUCGAAUCUCUCCAGAAGCAUCAGAGUCCUAUGGGUAGGGGAUAAGGAGAUUAAGAUUUAUAUGAGUUGUCAACUGCAUACCUCACACAAGGAUUUUGGAAGCUUAGUUCUGAUGGAAAAUUAAGCUCAUGUGACAAUGUGUUAAAAUUUACUAAAAAUAAUUUUAUGGGUUAGAUUGUAAUUCUUUUUACGAAGUUAUUAUAAUUUGAAUUGUUUGAAA